Messenger RNA from Racocetra persica, 798 nucleotides. The record is from the annotation of a GenBank genome assembly. Lineage: Eukaryota; Fungi; Glomeromycota; Glomeromycetes; Diversisporales; Gigasporaceae.
AUGCUCUAUGACUUGAUUAUUAUUGGUGCCGGACCAGCCGGGUUGACGGCGGCCAUUUACGCCAAACGAGCACUUUUGAAAUGUCUAAUUUUAGAAAAAUCUUUAGCGGGUGGCAAAUUAAAUAAAACGGCCGAUGAAGUAUUGAAAUUAGAAAAAAAAGAAAAGGACUUUAUUGUGAAAACGGGUGAGGGAAAUAAUUUUACCAGCAGAGCAAUUGUUAUUGCCUCUGGGGCCGUGGAAAAAGAAUUGGGAAUUGAGGGUGAAAAAAAAUUUACUAAUUUGGGGGUUUCUUAUUGUGCCAUUUGCGAUGGGUUUCUUUUUCGGAACCAAGAAGUAGCAGUAGUGGGCGGCGGUUAUUCGGCUUUGGAAACGGCUUUGUAUAUGAGUAAUGUAGCAAAAAAGGUUUAUUUUAUUCACCGCCGCUCGGAAUUUCGGGCCGAGCCGGAAAUAGUAAUCCAAACUCAAAACAAUCCGAAAAUAAUCUUUCUUUUGAAUUCCGUUUUGACCGAAAUUCAGGGGGGUGAAGCAGUAGAAAAAGUAUUAGUGAGCAAUUUAGCAAACAAUGAAAAAAGUGAGUUAUUAGUUAAGGCGGUUUUUCCCUGUAUUGGCCUUGCUCCGUUCAGCAGUUUCGCUCAUGAGUUAGGUGUUUGCGACCGAGAAAAUUAUGUCGCCAUUAAAGAUGAUUGUUCGACAGCAGUUCCAGGUUUGUUCGCUGCCGGAGACGUAGCUCGUCCAACCCCCAAUAAAAUCAAGCAAAUUGUGACGGCCGUUGCCGAGGGGGCCAUUGCCGCCCAAUCA